Molecule: messenger RNA, 401 nt
Organism: Amorphotheca resinae ATCC 22711
Lineage: Eukaryota; Fungi; Ascomycota; Leotiomycetes; Helotiales; Amorphothecaceae
Exons: 1
Coding region: 8-262 (84 amino acids)
Source: RefSeq, a predicted model, not a curated record
CAAAUGCAUGAAGAUAUCGAUUUAUUUGUGCCGUAUCAUAUUUAUUUGGUGGGACACCGUCAGCUGUCUUGUUGUUCAAAGAGGUGUUCAUUCUCUGUUCCUUUAUACACUUCUUCUCGCUUCAUCAGUACGUUCGCUACAAGUAUACCACAGUCCAACUCUACUCAAUCCAAGAUCCAUCUUCCAGCCCGAACGCCGUACGCUAGAUUGCACUGCAUUCCCGGGAGAAUCCAUUCUUAAAGAAGUCAUCCUCGACAUCUAGAUCCCUGUCAUCAUUCGGAUCAACUGCUACCCGCACAGUCCGAAGACAUCCUCUUGGGAUUGAGCGAGCUGGAAAGUCAUCAAUAGACAGUUCCCUACUGUUGAUCGCAGAUCUGCACGUUAGUAAAAGAGUAAGAAGG